Molecule: messenger RNA, 1347 nt
Organism: Pollicipes pollicipes
Lineage: Eukaryota; Metazoa; Arthropoda; Thecostraca; Pollicipedomorpha; Pollicipedidae
Product: potassium voltage-gated channel protein eag
Exons: 8
Coding region: 1-1347 (448 amino acids)
Biological process (GO): regulation of membrane potential; potassium ion transmembrane transport
Cellular component (GO): voltage-gated potassium channel complex; plasma membrane
Molecular function (GO): voltage-gated potassium channel activity
Source: RefSeq, a predicted model, not a curated record
AUGAGAAGGGCAGGAUUCUGGCUCUGGAAGCUAGCAAACGUGACUCAGUUGCCAUAUGAGUACGUCUGGUCCAACGAGACGAUGGCGCCCGUGCUCGUCAGCGGCCCUACCCGCAAGACCAUGUACGUGUCAUCGCUCUACUUCACCAUGACCUGCAUGACCAGCGUCGGCUUCGGCAACGUGGCCGCGGAAACAGACAACGAGAAGAUUUUCACCAUUUGCAUGAUGAUCAUCGCUGCACUGCUGUACGCCACCAUCUUCGGCCACGUGACCACCAUCAUCCAGCAGAUGACCUCAGCCACGGCCAAAUACCACGACAUGCUCAACAACGUGCGCGAGUUCAUGAAGCUGCACGAGGUGCCGAAGGCGCUCUCGGAGCGGGUCAUGGACUACGUCGUCAGCACGUGGGCCAUGACCAAGGGCAUUGACACCAACAAGGUGCUCAACUACUGCCCGAAGGACAUGCGCGCCGACAUCUGCGUGCACCUGAACCGCAAGGUCUUCAACGAGCACCCCGCCUUCCGGCUGGCGUCGGACGGCUGCCUGCGCGCGCUGGCCGUGCACUUCAAUAUGUCGCACAGCGCCCCCGGCGACAUGCUCUUCCACACCGGCGAGAGCAUCGACACGCUCUGCUAUAUCGUGUCCGGCUCGCUCGAGGUCAUCCAGGACGACGAGGUGGUCGCCAUCCUUGGUACGCCACUUUGGUUGCUGCUGCACCUGGCGCCUAUUCGCAACGAGAAGGAGGUUGUCGUGCUGUUCCUGCUGACGCUGCGCGACAUUACCGCUCUAAAGCAGCCCAUCGAGGCCGAUGACAGUAGAGCAGGUCUGAGCAAGUUCGCCAAGCUGGCCCGCUCGGUGACCCGGUCAAGGACGGUGCUCGCUUCCCAGUUCUCCUCCAACGUGGCUGGCGUCAAGGAGAACGGCAAGCAGUCCAACAUUGCUCACAUGAUGUCGCUCAACUCGGACGUGCUGCCGCAGUACCGCCAGGAGGCGCCCAAGACGCCGCCGCACAUCCUCCUCCACUACUGUGCCUUCAAAGCCAUCUGGGACUGGGCCAUCCUCUGCCUCACCUUCUACACCGCCAUCAUGGUGCCAUUCAACGUGGCGUUCAAGAACAAGACGUCGGAGGACGUCAGCCUGCUUGUUGUUGACUCCAUCGUGGACGUCAUCUUCUUCAUCGACAUCGUGCUCAACUUUCACACGACGUUCGUCGGCCCCGGCGGCGAGGUGGUGAGCGACCCGAAGAUCAUCCGCAUGAACUACCUCAAGUCGUGGUUCAUCAUCGACCUGCUCUCGUGUCUGCCUUACGACGUGUUCAACGCCUUCGAUCACGACGAAGACGAGUGA